Messenger RNA from Passer montanus (Eurasian tree sparrow), 3997 nucleotides. Its product is annotated as ectonucleoside triphosphate diphosphohydrolase 8-like. Gene Ontology annotation, molecular function: UDP phosphatase activity; GDP phosphatase activity. Gene Ontology annotation, biological process: nucleoside diphosphate catabolic process. Lineage: Eukaryota; Metazoa; Chordata; Aves; Passeriformes; Passeridae. The transcript is spliced from 10 exons. The coding region runs from base 1634 to 3124 and encodes 496 amino acids. Gene Ontology annotation, cellular component: plasma membrane. The record is from RefSeq and is a predicted model, not a curated record.
ACUAUGUUUUUCCAAAAAUAAGGUGAGACUUACGGGAAAUGCACUACAGAUAUUUCCCUAAGUGUCAGAGAGGGGAUUUAUUGGAAUGAAGUACCAUGAGAAGGUUAAAAAUUCACUGCAGUACAAGACAAACAAAAGAACUUAUGAAAGACUUGAGAAUAACCAAUCAAGCAGUACGUGAGAGCCAUGACCCGAGACGUGAAGAGCAGGAGGACACUAUAAAUCAAACUACAAAGCCAAAGAACAACUUUGUGUGCUUCCAGUGCUCAUUAGCAUUGUAAAAUCCCUGCCCACAGGCUGUGAUCACCCUUUACUCACAUAAGCCUCUUCCCCACAGAGCAGGAGCAGUAAAUGAAGUGUGCAGGGUCUCUUUAAAUGAGGCAGAGGCUGCAAAACCAAUGGCUGCACUAGCUGUGGUUAGCUGGAGGGAAAUGCUGAUUUCUGUUGCUUCAAAUGUGCAAAAACGGGAGAGUGUGUCAGCUUUGAUUCACUACCCAGCACCCAUCUCUGCCUGGAUGUGAAAUAAAAUCAUUAUGUCGACUCAGAGCGUGAAUCUGCCUCUUGCUCACGGGGUGGAAGAUCCCAGAUUAGGAGAGCAGGAAGAGGGAGCGGCCGGAGCCGUGAGGAGCCCCUGCUGUCACGGUGACACGGUGACACCGCCAGCGCACACCGCAGCACCUCUGCAGCCCCGGCAAGGUGCUGGGCAGGGCAGGGCAAGGAGAGCUCCCCAGGCAGCCUUUCCCUGGCGGCAGGGCCCCGCUGGGCCGGGCUGAGGCAGCCGGAGCCGGCCAGGCCGCGCGGAUCCUGCGCUCUUAUCAGGGAGCUGCAGCGCAGGAAGCGGCUCGGCCGCAGGCCCGGGGACAGCAGAGCCCUGCUCCCCUGCCCUUCCGCUCCCAGGAGCUCCCGAGCCCUCCCCAGUCCCUCAGCUCUCCUCGGGGUCUGCAGGGACCCCAGGAGCAGCACAAAGCUGGGUCAAACCCCGGGAAGGGGUGGCCACAGUCGCAGUGGGGCCAUGACGGUGCCUUGGCCUCUCCCGAGGCAAAGCACAGCCAGGGCAGCUGAGACCCUGGCAGGGCAAUCCUCCCCUCCGAUGGGAGCUUCCACCUCCCUGCAGGGACAUUUACUGUCAGGUACUAGCACUCUGCUAGACUGCAGGGCAGUGGGUAUUGCAAACAGCACUCAUCUCUUACAGACCUUGUGGAGAGCUUAUAAUGGGAGUGUGAAGGCUGGGGAGAGCAAUGAGAACACAGAUAUUUCUGUGACAGCUCAGAGAAGCAGAGGGACAAUGGUUAAAUGCAGUGAUGUGUCUUUCAUACGAUUCCAUUCAAAUGAGGAGGAGGAGAAACAAAUUGGCUGAAGAUAAGGGCAGUGCCAAACUGGGCCAUGAAUAUACACCUGCAAGACAAACAGGAGAACAGAUAUUCAAGAGUUUCACCAAAGGCUGAUGAGCCCUCAGGGAAAAUAAUGGGGAAAAAAUUUUCCAGCAGUAUCUGCUUCCAGAGGACAUAAAAGGCAAGUCCAAGCUGGGUUUGCUGCACUGGAGGAGCACAGAGGGACCCCGAGGGACCCCCCAGGGCACAGCCUGGAGAGCUGGGGCAGGGCUCCGGGAGUGCAGGCAGGAGCCUUCCCCAUAAUGCUGGCCAGGAAGAAAUCCUGCACCAGUGCCAUCAUCGGGGCGCUGGUGGCACUCUCCAUCAUCGCCCUGGUUCUCAGCCUGGUCAGGGUUGAAGAUGUGACGCUGCCACCCACGGUCAAGUAUGGGAUGGUGUUUGAUGCGGGCUCAUCCCACACCUCUCUGUUUGUCUACGAGUGGGAUUCAGACAAGGAGAACAACACUGGAGUGGUCAGCCAGACCUUGUCCUGUGAUGUCCAGGGGCAAGGCAUAUCAAGCUACGCCAGCAAUCCCCCUGAAGCUGGCAAUUCCCUCAGGGAGUGCUUGGAUAAAGCCCUGCAGGUUAUUCCUGCUGAGAAGCAGAGGGAUGUCCCAGCUUAUCUUGGAGCAACGGCUGGCAUGAGGCUACUGAGAGAACAGAACAGCUCAGCAACAGAGCAAAUCCUGGCUGAGGUUGUUAAAACCAUGCAGCAGUACCCUGUGGCUUUCAAAGGGGCUCGGAUCCUUACAGGAGAGGAAGAGGGGGCCUAUGGCUGGAUCACUAUCAACUACCUGCUGGACUCCUUCACCAAGUACUCUCCCAAAGCGCACACGUGGCUUCAUCCGGAGGCAGCCAACAUUUUUGGGGCACUGGAUCUUGGAGGAGCAUCCACCCAAAUCACCUUUAUGCCCGAAGGUUCGGUACUGAACCAGAAUGGAGCCUCUGAGUUCUCCCUGUACGGGUACAGCUACAACAUCUACACUCACAGCUACCUCUGCUACGGGCAGGACGAGAUGCUGAAGCGGCUGGCGAAGGAAUUAAUUGUGGAGUCGUCGCCCAGCACACGAGUCCACCACCCCUGCUACCCAGAGGGCUACAAGGAGUCCGUGUCGCUGUCCUCCUUCCGCGCCAGCCCCUGCACGGACGGCAGCGACCCGCGCCUGCCCCUGGGCGACAGCACGGUCACCCUGGAGGGCAGGGGCAGCGCCAGCGCCUGCCUGGCAGCGCUCAGGAAGCUCUUCAACUUCUCGGCGUGUGCCCAGAGCCAGGAGUGCCCCUUUGACGGCGUUUCCCAGCCCCCGCUCCGGGGGCAGUUCAUUGCUUUCUCUGCCUUCUACUAUAACUUCAAGUUCCUGAACCUGACGGAGGGGCAGCCACUGGCCGUGGUCAGAGCGGCCAUCGAGGGGCUCUGCACAAGGAGCUGGGAGGAUCUGUCUUCCAGCUACCCCAAAGAGAAUCCCAAGCGACUGCCAAAAUACUGUGCCAACGCCAACUACAUCCUCACACUCCUCCUCGAUGCCUACAAGUUCAACGAGACCAGCUGGAACAACAUCUUCUUCCAGAUGAAGGCGGGGGGUGCCGAUGUGGGCUGGACACUGGGGUACAUGCUGAACCUCACCAACAUGGUCCCGGCCGAGGCUCCAGCCACGCUGAAGGGCCACAGGUCUUCCCUGUGGGCUGCAGCCAUCACCUUCAUCAUCCUCAUCCUCGUCUUGGGGCUCGCUGCCCUGCUCCUGCAGCUGUGGGAGUAGGAGCCUGGCCGUGUUUGGGAGCCCAGCAGGGACAAACUGGGGCUGCAGGGCUGUGCUGGAGUCCCCAUGCUCCUGCCUGUGGAACUGAGCCCAGCGCUGGGCCUGUGCUGCUGAGCAUAGUCACCUCCAGCUCCAGAGAACUGGGGUCUGCUUUUCCAUGGGCCUGGCCCCCAACAUGCAGACAGGCACUCUCUGAGGUUUCCAGAGAGACGCAAUGGGAUCAGCCUGCAGAAGCCUCAGCCAAGCCUGUGUGCCUCCUGUCAGUGCUCUGCGUGUUACAGACGUGGCUCCAUCCCACCAGCUGGCCCUGGAGCUCUGGAGGGCCAGCCUGGCCAUGGGACAGUGCCCUGGUGCCAGCCUGGUGGGGCAUGGUGCAGGCACCUGGGGACAGGGUGCUCCAUGGAAUGCCAGCUCUGAGCAUGGUCACCAAAAGCCAGGUGGGUCCCUGCCAGGUCUGCCAGUCUGAGGGAUGCUCUGUGGGACCCCAGCUGGCCCUGUGGAGGGUCUGUGGCUGGGGCUUGGAGAAAGAGAUUGUCUUGGAGAAAGAACAUUGAGCAUCCACAGUCAGAAGUAUGGUCCAUGGCCUUCCAGAGAGUCCAUCUCAUCAUCUCAUCACUGUGUUAUGGCAUGUCCUGUCAUCUCAUCUCACAUCUCACCACCCAUCUCAUCCUCUUCCUUUGCACCCGGAAUAAAGGGAUUGAGGUUCCUCAGUGCCUCCCUGGAGACAGCAAUGUCCCACCAGCAGAAGGCCUGGACCCCAUGGGUGUCAGGAUGAGGCUCCAGCAGGCUGUGAGUCCUGCCCUGCACGUGGCUGAGCUGGGUCCUGCCCAUGGCCUCUGCCUUUGGUUCUGCUCGUUUUAGCUGCUCUGUGGA